UCUGCACAGGGUCGUCUCUUCUCUUAUCCUGACACCCACCGCCAUCGGCUUGGAGCCAACUACCUCCAGCUGCCUGUUAAUUGCCCUUAUCGUGCCCGCGUGGCCAACUAUCAGAGAGAUGGACCCAUGUGUGUGACUGACAACCAGGGAGGAGUCCCAAACUACUACCCUAACAGCUUCAGUGCCCCAGAUUGUCAGCCACGCUUCAUGGAGUCCAAGUUUAGAGUCUCUCCUGACGUCGGACGCUACAACAGCUCGGACGAUGAUAACGUGACCCAGGUUCGCACUUUCUUCACCACCGUCCUGAACGAGACUGAGCGCGAGCGUCUCUGCCAAAACAUGGCAGGACAUCUGAAAGGAGCUCAGCUCUUCAUUCAGAAGCGCAUGGUCCAGCAUCUGAUGGCGGUGCACCAGGAUUACGGCUCUCGUGUUCAGGCGCUGCUUGACAAGUAUAACGCAGAGGGCCAAAAGAACUCUCUGCACGUGUAUAAGAAGGGAGGCUCAUCUGCCGUGGUCGCUUCUUCCAAGAUAUGACGUGUGGAAUUUCUGCAGCACACACACAUGCCUGACAAGAGCAUUUCUUCUUUCACAUUAAAAAUAUUAGCAGUGUAGCUGGAUAACAUUCUCCAUAAGAUGAUUUUCAAGAAGAUUGAAAAAAACAAAACAAAAA
Ictalurus punctatus (channel catfish) is the source of this 670-nucleotide messenger RNA. Its product is annotated as catalase-like. NCBI's taxonomy places the organism in Eukaryota, Metazoa, Chordata, Actinopteri, Siluriformes, Ictaluridae. The annotation marks the transcript as partial. The record is from RefSeq and is a predicted model, not a curated record. The transcript is spliced from 5 exons. Gene Ontology annotation, biological process: hydrogen peroxide catabolic process; response to hydrogen peroxide. Gene Ontology annotation, molecular function: heme binding; catalase activity. Gene Ontology annotation, cellular component: cytoplasm; peroxisome; mitochondrion.